CCUCCGGCCUGCCAGCGGCCUGGGGCCGGGUAGCCCAGGAGGUAGCAGCUGUUCUGGGAAAAGGGACGUUUGAAGGCCGUGUCUAACGGGAACAAGCACAGAAAUACUGCUCUUUUCCUUUCAGAGGCUAUGAUGGGAAGUCCGAUCUUCAUGUUGGAAUCAGCAACAUGAAUGGCUUGGUAUAUAAUUACGAUGAAGAGGGCAUUCACAGAGAUGAAACUGGAUGGGAACAGUGCAUUAGUAUCCCACUAGUACAGCCAGACAUGUUUGGGCUUCUUCACCAAUGGGAUAAGCUCCUAGAGGAAUUUUCUGCGGGAGAGGCCUGGCUACCUCACAGGUAUGAAGAACAUGACCACAACUGCUACACAUACGCACUGGCAUUUAUUAACAGUGUGCUGACUGCACAAGGGAAGCCGCAAAUGAGUAAAAGUGAAUUCACAGAGAAAUUUGUGAUCCCACAGACAAAGAAAGCUUCCAAAUACAUUACUCUGCAUCAGGAGUUAACAGCUAAUGAGUUCUACAUUGUAUACCAUCCUGAUCAAGAAAAACAGUGCUGAAAUUAAGCUGCUCCAUUAAAAUAUCUACAAAAGGAAAAGGAAGUCUUAGCAUCCAACUUUCAUGGUUUAAGGUAUUUGAUCUGUAAAAUCACGAUUUCCUUCGCCUAUGUUGGCCAGCUUGUUAUGAAAGGAUCAUGCUCUUUGCUGCUAAAUUUGUAUAUGUGAAUGAAGUGACGUGCAAUUUACACACUACUGAAAAUUUAUAUGGGAACUGUUCAUAUGGAAAAAUGUUUUCCUAUUUAUAUUUGAUAUACAGCAUGUUCAGUCAAGAUAUUUAGCAUUAGAAAUUGUAAUUGCUGUGUAAUUAAGGGUUCUAACAGAUGAACUGUGGUAACUUUAACCCCUAGCAAAACAAAAUGUUAUUUUCUCAACUGUCACAUUUAUUUACGGACGGGUAUAAAAAGGGCAUUUAUAGCUGCAUACUGCUGAAGUCUAAAGUUCUUGACUAACUGUAGAUUCACCACAUGCAAAGUUACUUUAAUUACUAAUAAAUAAUAAUAAAU
Molecule: messenger RNA, 1060 nt
Organism: Struthio camelus australis
Lineage: Eukaryota; Metazoa; Chordata; Aves; Struthioniformes; Struthionidae
Source: RefSeq, a predicted model, not a curated record